CUUAAAUCCUAGGCUGACCAGAUAUCCGGUUUUCACAUAAGAUCUGUUCUCUGCGUCCCUAUUUGGAAUAGCAACCACCAGAUAAUUGGGGUGGCUCAAGUGUUAAACAGACUUGAUGGGAAACCUUUUGAUGAUGCCGAUCAACGACUUUUUGAGGCUUUUGUCAUCUUCUGUGGCCUUGGCAUCAACAACACAAUUAUGUAUGAUCAAGUGAAGAAGUCCUGGGCCAAGCAGUCUGUGGCUCUUGAUGUACUAUCAUACCAUGCAACAUGUUCAAAAGCUGAAGUUGACAAGUUUAAGGCAGCCAACAUCCCUCUGGUGUCAGAACUUGCCAUCGAUGACAUUCAUUUUGAUGACUUUUCUCUCGAUGUGGAUGCCAUGAUCACGGCUGCUCUUCGAAUGUUCAUGGAGCUGGGAAUGGUACAGAAGUUUAAAAUCGACUAUGAGACUCUGUGUAGGUGGCUUUUGACAGUGAGGAAAAAUUAUCGAAUGGUUCUGUACCACAACUGGAGACACGCCUUCAAUGUGUGCCAACUGAUGUUUGCGAUGUUAACUACCGCUGGGUUUCAGGAGAUUCUGACUGAGGUGGAAAUUUUAGCGGUGAUUGUGGGAUGCCUGUGUCAUGACCUCGACCACAGGGGAACCAACAAUGCCUUCCAAGCUAAGAGUGGCUCUGCCCUGGCCCAACUCUAUGGAACCUCUGCUACCUUAGAGCAUCACCAUUUUAACCACGCCGUGAUGAUCCUUCAGAGUGAGGGUCACAACAUUUUUGCUAAUUUGUCCUCCAAGGAAUAUAGUGACCUUAUGCAGCUUUUGAAGCAGUCAAUAUUGGCAACAGACCUCACGCUGUACUUUGAGAGGAGAACUGAAUUCUUUGAACUUGUCAGUAAAGGAGAAUAUGAUUGGAAUAUCAAAAACCAUCGUGAUACAUUUCGAUCAAUGUUAAUGACAGCCUGUGACCUUGGAGCCGUGACCAAACCGUGGGAGAUCUCGAGACAGGUGGCUGAACUUGUAACCAGUGAGUUCUUUGAACAAGGAGAUCGGGAGCGAUCAGAACUCAAACUCACUCCUUCAGCUAUUUUUGAUCGGAACCGGAAAGAUGAACUGCCUCGAUUGCAAUUGGAGUGGAUUGAUAGCAUCUGCAUGCCCUUGUAUCAGGCAUUGGUGAAAGUCAAUGUGAAACUGAAGCCAAUGCUAGAUUCAGUGGCUGCAAACAGAAGUAAGUGGGAAGAGUUGCACCAAAAAAGGCUGCUGGUCUUGGCUACCUCACGCUCCCCUGCCAGCCUCAUGGUGGCCAAGGAGGACAGAAACUAAACCUCCAACUCAGUCAGACCUCAGGUCUCGGGGAUGUGCUGGGAAGCAUGCCUGGGCUUUCACCUUGAAGUGUGCUCAGCAGUGAAGAGAGUGACAGGAAGGACAAAGGACGUCAUGGGGGCAGGGAGCACGUCCCAGGACACUCAGUUUUACCUGAUGAACACACACAGGCUGAGAUGAAGGCUCUGGGCAGAGGAUGGUUUUGGAUCCAAGGACCCGAGGACAGUUGCCCGCUCACUCCGAGCUGAGGGAAUACAGGACGGUGACAGUGUCAUUAGUGCUG
Messenger RNA from Galeopterus variegatus (Sunda flying lemur), 1597 nucleotides. It is a transcript of the gene PDE11A, whose product is annotated as phosphodiesterase 11A. Lineage: Eukaryota; Metazoa; Chordata; Mammalia; Dermoptera; Cynocephalidae. The transcript has 15 exons. Gene Ontology annotation, biological process: signal transduction. Bases 199 to 1314 code for a protein of 371 amino acids. The record is from RefSeq and is a predicted model, not a curated record. Gene Ontology annotation, molecular function: 3',5'-cyclic-nucleotide phosphodiesterase activity.